Molecule: messenger RNA, 2555 nt
Organism: Lactuca virosa
Lineage: Eukaryota; Viridiplantae; Streptophyta; Magnoliopsida; Asterales; Asteraceae
Source: the annotation of a GenBank genome assembly
CACAUACUCUCUCUACUUACCACCCAGAUCACACUCAACAGAAGUGAUCGAUUUUCAAUUUUCCAGACAGAUUUAUUAUUUUUCCCCAAAACAUGCCUCUUUACAGAAUCACCAUCGGAUCUCCGGGGGAAGCCGCCCACCCCAAUACACUCAAAUCCGGCCUAUCAGAAUUCAUUUCCACCUUCAUUUUUGUGUUUGCCGGCUCAGGCUCCGGCAUGGCUUACGGUAAGCUGACGUAUGAUGCCCCAGCAACGCCGUCAGGCCUAGUGGCGGCUUCACUAUCCCAUGCUUUUGCCUUAUUUGUGGCGGUUUCUGUUGGUGCAAACAUUUCCGGCGGUCAUGUAAAUCCGGCCGUCACAUUUGGCUCCUUCAUUGGCGGGAAUAUCUCGUUUUUAAGCGCGAUUGUGUAUUGGAUCGGUCAAUUACUCGGAUCCCUUGUCGCCUGUUUGCUACUCCAGUAUGUCACCGGUGGAAUGGCAACACCGGCGUUUGGGCUAUCAUCAGAUGUUACAGUUGGAAACGCACUCGUGUUGGAGAUCGUGAUGACAUUCGGCCUAGUCUACACGGUGUAUGCCACCGCAGUGGAUCCCAAAAAGGGCAAUAUUGGAAUUAUUGCACCUUUGGCAAUUGCGUUCAUAGUGGGUGCAAAUAUUUUAGUUGGCGGUGCGUAUGAUGGUGCAUCAAUGAACCCGGCGGUAUGCUUUGGUCCGGCCGUGGUGAGCGGGGUGUGGAAAAAUCACUGGAUCUACUGGGUCGGCCCGUUUCUUGGUGCCACUAUUGCAGCACUUAUAUAUGAUAAUAUCUUUAUAGAUGAGCAUGAGGCGCUUCCGGUAACCGAUUAUUGAUUAUUUGGUUUAGUUUAUGAUUAUUAGUGAAAUUGAUUUUGUCAUUUUUGGAAAUUAGGCUAAGUUUUUUCAAUUGCUUUUAGGGGAUUAAAUAAGAUGUGUUGUUUUGUUUUGUUAUUUAUAUAGUAUGGUCUUGAUUAAUGGUAAUUCCGUUAUAAUUUCCAAAUUACAAUCCGUGGUUUAUUUCAUAAAACUGGUCAAAAUGUGAGAAAAGAUGCAUUUUUAUGGCAUGUGAGGAUGCUUAGAACACAAACCUCCGUUACCUUCAACUUCUUCCACAAACUUGUAGUGAAACUUCACCUUUUUUGAUUCUUUUUCUUUACCAAACGCCUGGCGCUUCGGGAUUCUUAUCAAACACCUGGCGUGCAUUCUCUGACUCACGUCUACAACUCGAGGUUCAGCACCGAAAACUUCCAACAUACGCUCCUUCAACAAUAUUGCGACUUCCUCCUCCUUAAAUCCUUCAAGUUUCACCAUCUUCAGCUUCCGCAAUUGCCCUUUUUGGACCUUGAUGGGCCUCUCAUUAUCACCGGCAGAGGGCGUCGAGUAGCUUCGUGGGUCAAUCUGCAAAUUCAUUGUGCCAUGUUAGAACCUUCGUGGAAGAACUGAUUGAUCGAUUAAACAUCGAUAUCAGCGCGAUUUACGACAAAAGAAGGCGGGAACUUACAGUUAUGAACAACCUCUUGAGAGAAGUGCAGAACUUCAAGAAACAAAACAACCAAUUGAUGUUAUGAUCUUCCAUACAAGAAUCAACCCACCACAAAUCUUCAAGUUUGCUGAAUCUAAAAUGUUCCUCGUUUUGCUUCGAAAACAACAAUGGUCCAAAUACGUCCUACAAGAAACCCACAAAUCAAAGACGAUUCAACUAUUUACAAGCCAAUACAAACUUACCUUGAACAUCCAUCCAUGGAGUGUAAGUACUUUAACAUCCCGAAUCGCUCGCAAGAGCGGAUUAUAAUGGUGGUGAUUCAAGUGGAUAAACCCCGGACAUUCAAAAUCUAACAUCACGUCUUCCAAGUACAUUACAUUCUUCAGAGAAAACCAGCACAGGGGUCCGCCAUAUCGAAGAGUUUUGAGCUCCAAAGUCUCGAUGAAAACCGACUUAAGAUCAACACAAUCUCGAACAAUUAAGUUCGUAAGCUUAGCAAGACCUUCAACCCUCAAAGACCUGAGUCCAUUACAUUUGUCGAUGAUCAAUGUCUCGACAUACCGAAAUUUGUUGAUCAGAGACGUAACCAAUUCGCAGCUUAAAUAAUUAACUGAAGUUAAUUUGAGGGUCUUGACAGAAAACGGAUAUGGAGAAGGCUGUGCAAAAUCCAAGGUGUUUAACACGAUUUCCCACCCAAAUUGCCUUGGGAAUUCUUGUUUUCCUUUGGAAAAAUCAAGAUUCAGUUUCUUGUUCAACCCGAUUGACGCUGUGAGGAUCGACCCUCGAUUGUAAUGAAAUUCAAGCUUUCUGGGUUUCUUUAAAGGAUUGUUUUCAUCGAAAUUAACAAGGAAACUACUAAUGAUCGAUUCAAAAUCUUGAAGUUUGACUGUUCUUCCUUUAUGUUGGAUGCAGGGUCUGUUCCAUAAACCUGUAAAGAUAGCUACGGCUUUUGAUCCAGAAUCCAAAGGGUAAAUUGAGAGAAUUUGAGCAAGAACUUCAUAUGGAGGAGCCUUGGCGAACAAGUGUUUGACCUGGUGAGGACGAUGACAAAUGUCUUCUUC